This is a messenger RNA of Thalassophryne amazonica, 1678 nucleotides long. RefSeq names its product N-chimaerin-like. Gene Ontology annotation, biological process: regulation of small GTPase mediated signal transduction; positive regulation of GTPase activity; signal transduction. Gene Ontology annotation, molecular function: GTPase activator activity. The transcript has 15 exons. Bases 155 to 1534 code for a protein of 459 amino acids. The record is from RefSeq and is a predicted model, not a curated record. Lineage: Eukaryota; Metazoa; Chordata; Actinopteri; Batrachoidiformes; Batrachoididae.
CUUCGUUGCCAUAGCUACGUUAAAGAGAGGCCGAGCAUGUUCACGUGACCGACCAAGAUGGCGACAACUUUUGUGAAUUGAUGUGGAUAAUUUAAAUUAAGUGGUUCCGUGUGUCUGGAUGUUUGAUUCUGCUGGUUAAUAGUUCAUCAGCAUCAUGGCCCUAAAUGUGUUUGAUCAUGAUGAAUACAGACCAACAGUAUGGAAGUCCUACUUGUACCAGCUCCAGCAGGAGGCACCUCACCCACGUAGAGUCACCUGCACCUCUGAGGUUGAAAACCGACCUAAGUAUUACGGAAGAGAGUAUCAUGGGAUGAUCUCAAGAGAAGAAGCUGAUCACCUACUGACUCAGGCUGAAGGCAGCUACCUCAUCAGAGAGAGUCAGAGACAACCAGGCACAUACACACUGGCUCUACGGUUUGGAAACCAGACUCGAAAUUUUCGUCUCUAUCAUGAUGGGAAGCACUUUGUUGGAGAGAAAAGGUUUGAGUCCAUCCAUGACCUGGUCACAGAUGGUCUCAUCGCACUCUAUAUUGAGACAAAGGCAGCAGAGUACAUCGCUAAAAUGACUAUUAACCCAAUUUAUGAACAUGUUGGGUACACCACCUUGAACCAGGAGCCCACCCUGAAGAGACACCUGUUGCACAACACUGAUACCCCCGAUGGCCCUGCUCCUGCAAAAGAUGGUCACAGUGCUGAGGAGAGGCUCACAUCAUUGGUGCGGCGGGCCACCCUGAGAGAGAGUGACUUGGUACCCAAGUAUGAGAAGAUCCACAACUUCAAGGUUCAUACAUUCAGGGGCCCUCACUGGUGCGAGUACUGUGCCAACUUCAUGUGGGGUCUCAUCGCUCAGGGAGUAAAAUGUGCAGACUGCGGUUUGAAUGUCCAUAAGCAGUGCUCCAAAAUGGUGCCGAACGACUGCCAGCCAGACCUGCGACAUGUGAAGAAGGUCUACAGUUGUGACUUGACCACGCUGGUCAAAGCCCACAACUCCAAGAGGCCAAUGGUGGUUGACAUGUGCAUACAGGAAAUUGAGGCCAGAGGUCUUCAGUCAGAGGGUUUGUACAGAAUAUCGGGUUUCAGUGAGCUGAUUGAAGAUGUUAAGCUGGCCUUUGACAGAGAUGGCGAGAAGGCUGAUAUUUCCUCUGGUGCUUAUGAGGACAUCAACAUCAUCACUGGAGCGCUGAAAUUAUAUUUCAGAGAUCUUCCAAUUCCACUCAUCACAUAUGAUGCCUACCCAUGGUUCCUAGAUACUGCAAAAAUCACAGAUGAUGAAAAACGAUUGGAGUCUCUCCAUGAGGCUUUGAAGCUGCUGCCUCCAGCUCACUGUGAGACACUACGAUACCUCAUGGCUCAUCUUAAGAGGGUGACCCAGUAUGAGAAGGAAAACCUCAUGACAAGUGAGAACCUGGGUAUUGUCUUCGGCCCCACACUGAUGAGGGCCCCGGAGCUGGAUGCCAUGACAGCACUCAGUGACAUCCGGUACCAGAGACUGGUGGUGGAAAUGCUAAUCACCAACGAAGAUGUCUUGUUUUGAGUUUGGGGGCAGACACGUCUACACAAAAAAUGACUCAUGAUGAGACAUUCUGACAUGUUUGUGAAAAACAUACAGACGGAAAGAAAAUGGCCUGCUGCAUCUUCACCCGAUGACAGAUUCAUCUUCUACUGCAAAAUACAGAAA